AUGAUCGAAAUAGGAGAAUUGAAGAGGACUGUAAUUUUUUGCUCCGACAAAAUAAUUGAUUUUGAGAAUAAACUUCUGCAUUUUAAUGAUGUAAUAGCAGCCGUGUCGAAAUUGGAGAGCGAAAAUAGUAAUCUCAAAAAAGAAGUAUCGCUUCUUAAUGCAAAAAUCAACAACAUCGAAAAACAAAAUAGACAGAAUAACAUUGAGAUACAGAAUGUCCCCUAUAAGUCUGGUGAAAACCUGAUUGAGAUGGUUAAUUCCAUUGGGUCGUCUAUGGGGGUCCAAGUUGAGCCCAGAGCGAUCGAUUAUGUCACCAGGGUUCCAACAUCAGUCAAGGAUAAACAUAAGAAUAUUAUAGUUCGAUUUUCCAAUAAAAAUGAUCGUGAUAAUUUUCUGGCUAACUACCGUAAAAAGCGUGCUACGAUGGGUAGUACUCAUGCUGGCAUAACGGUGUCGAAUGUGGCCGAUAGACUCUAUAUAAAUGAACAUCUUACAUUGGCCGACAAGAUAAUUUUUAAGCAGGCUCGUGAGCUGGCAAAACAUAAAGGAUAUAAAUAUGUGUGGACACACAAUGGAAAUGUUCUCAUUCGUAGGGAUGACAAUUCAAGGAUCAUCCACAUAUCUUCUGAGAACGACAUAUCUCGACUUUAA
Molecule: messenger RNA, 651 nt
Organism: Coccinella septempunctata (seven-spotted ladybird)
Lineage: Eukaryota; Metazoa; Arthropoda; Insecta; Coleoptera; Coccinellidae
Exons: 1
Coding region: 1-651 (216 amino acids)
Source: RefSeq, a predicted model, not a curated record